AUGGAGAUUUCUUGGGUAGGUUACUCUCUCCAGGUGUCGGCGGUGUAUGCCAAAUGUACAAGAGUGGGUCGGCGGAGCUUAUGGCAAGCAAUGGAGGAUGUCCGUGAGAGGUUUCCAGGUCCAUGGCUAAUGGCGGGAGACUUUACUGUGGUUUCUAAUGCCAGCGAACGGUUUGGCGGGGCCCCACCAAACAGGCGCAAUAUGGAUGAUUUUAACGAGGCCAUUUUCUCUUGUGGGCUUGUUGAUGGCCCCCUGUUCUCCUGGACCAACGGUAGGCAGUGUUUGGAUCGGGCUAUUGCGAACACAGCCUGGAUGGACACUUUUGAUGUGACGAAAGUGUCCCACCUAGUGCGAGGUAGAUCUGACCAUGCUCCUCUCUUUGUCAAAUGUGGCUUGCACAAGGCACAUAGCUCAUCUUUCCGUUUCCUUAAUGUCUGGACCAAACAUUCGAGCUUCAUGGGUGUGGUCCGGGACGCUUGGCAAGUUCCUGUUCACGCUGGGGGUAUGCUCGGUUUCUACCAACGGCUGUCGAAUGUUAAAAGUAAACUCCGCGGCUGGAGCAGGCAGUCGUUUGGAGAUAUCUUUCAGGCAGUACAUGUGGCUGAGGAAAACUUGUUGUAUCAUCAGGAGAUGUUUGACGCGACUCGCGAUGACAUCUCUCGGAUGCAGUUGGGGGAGGCUCAGCUAGAAGAUGAGGAGGAGAUCAGAGUUUCGACAGUGCAAUACUUUGAGAAGCUGCUCACGUCGGACCGGGAGGACCGGACUACCCCAAGCUUGGACUUCCCGCUCCCCUCACUGACAGAUGAGGACAAUUUGAUGUUUCAGCAGUUGCCGUUCCUGCAGGAUGUAAAAGAGGAGUUCUUCAAGGGGGCCCCUCAACCCAGAGGCUUCUCUAGUGCAUUGAUUGUGUUAAUCCCAAAGGUACCGGGGGUGACUAAAUGGCAGGAGUUCAGACCGAUCAGCUUGUGUAAUCAAAGCUCCAAGAUUAUCUCCAAAGUGCUGACAAACCGCCUCAACCUUCUGCUCCCUAAACUUAUCUCACCAUGGCAAUCAGGUUUUGUCCCAGGCAGGAGUAUUGCUGAUAAUAUCCUUGUGGCACAGAAACUGGCACUGGAUAUUGAUAGGAAGCUGCGAUGCCCAAACCUGAUGCUGAAACUAGAUAUGGAGAAGGCGUAUGACAGGGAUUCUUCAAAUCCUCUAGGGGGGUUCGACAAGGCGACCCGCUCUCUCCACUGUCAAGAUGAGAGUCAUUUCUUCAUCUCCCCUGGGUUGCGGGUCCCUUACUUGGCGUUUGCGGAUGAUACCCUGGUCUUCACCCGGUGCUCUGAGGAGGGGUUGGCUUCUCUCAAGACGUUCUUUGACUCUUACCAGGCUUUCUCGGUUUUGCUCAAGCUGGGAAAGUUGUGUAAUGCUUUUCUCUGGGAUAAGCCCACUGGAGUGAGGGGCAUCCAUUGGACUUCUUGGGGAAAGAUCUGCUACCCGGUUUCUGAGGGUGGCUUGGGUUUUCGCUCCUUUGAAGACAUGAGCUCUGCCUUCGCCGGUAAGCUAUGGUGGCGGUUGAGGAAAAACGAAUCGUUAUGGGCGCACUUCAUGCAGGCCAAAUAUGUUAGAGGCAAGCACCCGCUCCAAGUGCAGGUGGUCAGGCCUUCGGCUGCAUGGAGGCGGUUGGAGGGAAUUAGACGGGUAGCAGAGAGUCACAUCAGGUGGUGCGUGGGUAAAGGAUUUGUAGAUCUGUGGGGUUGUAAUGUAGCGAGACUAGAGCAAUGGGUGCCUGCUCAGCUGGUUAAUCAGAUCCAGAAUUCGGCACAAACGCAACACCUCGCUACUAGACGGGCUCCUUUGGACAAGCAUAGUGCCACUGAAGUUAUCAUUCUUCGCAUGGAAGGUUUUACGUAG
Coffea arabica (coffee) is the source of this 1896-nucleotide messenger RNA. RefSeq lists its product as uncharacterized. NCBI's taxonomy places the organism in Eukaryota, Viridiplantae, Streptophyta, Magnoliopsida, Gentianales, Rubiaceae. The record is from RefSeq and is a predicted model, not a curated record.